AUUACUGUCAACCUGCCAAGAUCUCGAAAGAUUUCGGCCGGAAAAAUAUCCACCAUAUCCCGUUGUACAUUUUCAUAUUUAACCGGACAUACCAUACCCCGUGUCUUUUUCACAUUCUGGUUUUGGAUAAGAAUUGGACACGCCAGACUCUCCAUUUCUAGUGGUAAGGGUGGGUGUUCAUUUCUGUGUUUCUAGGGUUUUUCAUCUGAAACAACGAUGGGAGGAGGCGCCAUUAGAUCAGCGUCCAAGUUCGCAAGCUUUGGUCUCAAUGGAAGUAUCAGAGGAGCAUCUGUUGUUCCUGUUGCUGAAAAAGCAGCAGCUGCUUCUUCAAGGAAAGCUUCGAGAAUAUCGACCACCGGUUUGUCAUCGGCUUCAGAAGAUGGAAGAUCGAAUCCUCUGGUUUUAACACCUCAGAACAAGCCGGAGACUACGGGGUUUGGUAGAUCUUCAUGGGAGGUUGAGGACUGGGAAUUUGCAGGAGUUGAAGAAGAGUAUCCAUUGCCUAGGGUUGUUUUUGGUUCGGCGCCCACUCAAAAGGAAGUGGAAGAGGCGGCUUCUGAUCUCAAGGAUGCCUUUGAAAAGGCUUAUCUUUCAACUUCCACUACAGUAAGUUCCGAGGUCUCUUCUGAUUUCAUGCAUGGAGUGAACUCAUCAAUGCCUUUUAACCUGGAAGAUUCAGAGACUAAAGCAUGUGUGACUAGUCAGAAUGCAGUUGCAUUCCCUUCAAUGCAGAGUAAUGUUAUGCAGGCAUUUUCCUUGCUCAAAGAAAAUUCUGACGUUCAGAACAUUGUUACCUCGCUAGCAACUGAUAAAUCAGUUUGGGAAGCUGUGUUGAAAAAUGAGAAGGUUGUGGAGUUCUGCCAGGCACAUCAGCAGAGGGGUGCUUCUCCCAUUGAGAUGGCUGAAAACCUGGGGACUGAAGAGCUCUUUAGAGAAGAUGGUGAUAAGCCUUUUGGAAACUGGGGAGAGAGUCUAAAGGGACUUUUUGACAAUGCAAGGCUGAAGGCAAUGGAGUUGAUGAGCACAAUAUCCGAGUUUUUUCACAGUUUCCUGGGCAUUGGGUCUAAGGACUCAAAUGACAGUUCAGGUGUCUUCUUUAACAAAACCAUAGAAUACGCCUUCAUGCUGGCUUUUGCUGUGAUAAUUGUGGUUCUUAUGAAGAGGGUAUAGUCUUGGAAUCUUAGAUUUCAAUUUGCUGACACUUCAAACUUAUAGUGGAUUGCUGACACUUCAAACUUAUAGAGUGGAGAUAAUUAUGAUGCUUUCAACUUUAGAGAGAGAGUCGCAUUUAGAAGCUUCUAUGGUGUGAAUGCUUUAAUGUCAUAUGCUCUGUCAGACCUCCUAAGCUCUAGUUAUGUUGUACAGUGUUGUACAUAGAGGAAUGAUGGUUUGAUAAUACUCAUGGAUGUAUUGAGGGCUUGUUUGUUUAUUUUUAUGUUAUUUGUAGAUAGGGAGUAGUCCUCGCAUGCGGGCCUGAUUAAUUUGCGUGAUGCUUGGGGCCAUGAAUGCAGGGCUGUGCUUUUAAUAUAUAAAAUGACUCGGGAAAACGUUUGCCAGUA
This is a messenger RNA of Amborella trichopoda, 1559 nucleotides long. RefSeq lists its product as uncharacterized. The record is from RefSeq and is a predicted model, not a curated record. NCBI's taxonomy places the organism in Eukaryota, Viridiplantae, Streptophyta, Magnoliopsida, Amborellales, Amborellaceae.